Messenger RNA from Alternaria arborescens, 1455 nucleotides. RefSeq lists its product as hypothetical. NCBI's taxonomy places the organism in Eukaryota, Fungi, Ascomycota, Dothideomycetes, Pleosporales, Pleosporaceae. The transcript is spliced from 4 exons. Gene Ontology annotation, molecular function: LPPG:FO 2-phospho-L-lactate transferase activity. The record is from RefSeq and is a predicted model, not a curated record. The coding region runs from base 1 to 1455 and encodes 484 amino acids.
AUGUCUACCGAGAACUUCCUUUGGCCUCAUGGCCACAACUCAACCCCGGUCUCUUUAACGACGAACGGCACCCUCAGAGCCAAAGGCAUUGUUGUUUUCUCCGGCGGCAGCGCAGCCAACAAUCUAGUCGAUGUGUUCAAGAAAGUAAGAGAAGACAAAAGGUGCCCGCUGAGCUACGUCAUUCCUAUCAGUGAUAACGGCGGAAGCUCGUCUGAGCUGAUACGCGUUUUCGGAGGGCCAGGUAUCGGUGAUGUAAGGAGUCGUCUCGUCCGUCUAAUCCCGGAUGACCCCGAUCAUGAUGAUAGCGAGAAAGCAGCCAUCAAGACCUUCUUCAACCAUAGAUUACCCAAAGAACGUUCCUCGGCAAGAGAAGAGUGGUUACAGAUUGUAGAGGCUGAACAUGCACUCUGGACGAAUAUUUCAACCGCGAAGAAAGAGCUAGUACGGUCGAUACUGAACGUUGUCGCAUACGAAAUCGUCAAGCGUCGUCGACCUUCAUCAAAUUUUGACUUUUCAGGUGCAAGCAUCGGUAAUCUAUUUCUCACUGGCGCUCGCCUGUUCACCGGCUCCUUCGAAUCUGCCAUUUACCUCCUCUCCAGCAUAUGUUCCGUUCCCAGCCACACUUCCGUUCUCCCCGCAAUAAACACCAAUUUCACCCACCACAUCUCCGUGAGCCUCGCAAACGGCGACACCAUCACCGGCCAAAACUCCAUCUCCCACCCCUCCAUCUCAACCGCCCUAGUGCCCGGCUCAGACGCCCCAGCCAUUGACGAAACAGAACAGCACGAUCGAAUCGAAGACGCCAAUCUCCCCGGCUCGCUCCCCACCCUCCGGAAACAAUACAUCACCUUUUCCAAAGCCGACGAAGAGGAGCUAUCAGCAAGAAUAGAAAGGCUGUGGUACAUCAACCCCUACGGCCAGGAAAUCCGGCUCUCGGCCAAUCCAACGGUGCUGAGUGCGCUGAAUGAUGCUCAGGCUGUUAUAUACAGCAUCGGCUCGCUAUACACGUCCAUCAUUCCUUCUUUGGUACUCAAAGGAAUUGGAGAGGCUGUUGGCAACCCAGCUAUCCGCUAUAAGAUCCUGAUUCUAAACUCGACAAUUGAUCGCGAGACGGGGCCGUCGUCCGACCCAUACUCCGCGCUUGAUUUUAUAGCCGCCAUCGCAAAGGCAUGUGAAGAGUCGAAGAAUGUGUUUAGUCCUCUGGAUAAGAGCCAGUAUAAGAAGUACGUGACACACAUCAUCCAUCUACAGGGGCCGGGGACUCCGGCGGUGGACCGAGAUGAGCUUAAGAGUAUUGGCAUCGAGCCGAUAAGGGUGUAUGGGAAGAAACACGAAGGGGAGAAUUUUGUGAGGUAUGAUGGGACGGCUUUGGUGCAGGCGCUAGAGGUUACGAUGGGGAAGAGGGAUCCGAGGAUGCCUAGUCGACGGAACACUCUGGAGGGGCCGGCGAGAUGA